AUGCCUUUACCCCACUUCGCGCCAUUUCCAAAUGCCAAAGUCAGACGCAGUGUUCAACCAGACGAAUGGCAGCUAUAUCUGGAGUCCUGGUCAUCAUUGGCAGAUCUCUAUCUAAGAGUUGAAGACCAUCAAUUUGUCUCAGCAGCCAAGAAUGAAGAAUCUUUAACCUCUUUUCUCUCAUCGUUCUAUCAUGAGUUGGCCAAUGACGACAGUUUGGGGGCUCAGGUAAUUACACUGAGGAAAAAGUGCUUCUUCCUAAUACACAGACUGUUUUCUUUGGGAGUCCAAAACUCAACCCUCACCAGUUGGACAACCUUGUCAGACAUCUGUCAUGCCUAUCCAAAAAGCAAGCAAUUCCACGCACUACUCCACAGCCUAUGGGUACAAAGUGGCAGCGUUGUCGAAAAAUCUUUGCAAACAGCAAAGAACUCGCUGAUCCACAACCUGGAGUCAAAGAGACCGGAAGAAGCAGAAAGUACCCUCGACCGAUUAGCACCCUUGCUCAAGAUUUCCCCAGACGCCAGCGUCUACAUGCUCACCGGAUCCGACUUCUUAGAUUCCUUAUAUGUAGCGUAUGCAAAAGUACCACAGUCAAUGCAAAAGAAACUGGCCACUAUCGCCUAUUUGGGUCUGAUCGCAACAUUGGAGGGGCAGAAACCAAACUAUUCACUUCUAUCAGAUCACUUAUACAGCCUCAAGGCCAGCGAAGAGCAAGCGCAGAAGCUGGAGCCAGGGAAAAAGACACUGGUCGCAGAUCUGGUCACCAAUACUCCCAUAUUAGAGAAGAUAAGAGAGAAAGCGACAGCGCCCGAGGCGAUAAGAGUGAAGAAUACGGCAGCGUCACUGAGCGUAUUCCGACAACCUGGAAUGUCUCGACCCAAAAGGCUCAUUCGACGAAAGAUUGACAAAGGCAAGGGCACCCUAACGCAGGAUAAUUACGGACAUAACGUGUUAAACGAUGAUGUACAUGUUCACCGCAUGAGUAUGAUCACACAAAUACAAGAUCUGUUUCCGGACUUUGGCGCUGGGUUCAUCAUCAAAUUAUUGGAUGAAUAUGGCGAAAACAUCGAGCAGGUCACUGCACAUCUACUGGAAGACACUCUACCUCCACAUCUUGCAGGUGCUGACCGUAGUGAGAAGUUACCCGCAACAUCAGCAAUCGAUCACUCAAAACUACCACCAAGAUCGAGUCAGCCAUUAUCAUCAUACGAUCAACAGCUACCAGCACGGCGCAAUGUCUUCGAUGAUGAUGAGUUUGACAGGCUUGCAGUUGAUAGCUCCCGUCUUCAUAUUGGACGUCAAGGCCAAGAUCUUAACGCAGACAAGAUACUCUCCGAUCGCAGUCAAGCUCCGACAAAGUCUGCCAUUCUAGCUGCCUUGGCCGUUUUCGACUCAGAUGAUGAUGAGCGCGACGAUACUUAUGACGCAGAAGACGUUGGUGCCUCGGUCGACACGGCUGCACCUGGUGCAGAUGAAGCUGACGCUGACCUCCGUGACAAGAAUGAAGAAGCCUUGUUCCGUGCCUACAGUAUGAAUCCUGAAAUGUUCGGCCGCGAAUCAGACAUAAGGAGAGGGAAAGCACGCGUGGCUUUGAAAAGCGAGACAGGUAUGACAGAUGAAGCCAUUGAAGGCUGGGCCAUCAUGAUCGGACGCGAUCCCAAGCGAUUACGCCGUCUUGAAGCGAAGUUCUCCGCUUUUACAGGCCAGCAGCGAGAAUUGCACUCUACAUCAUGGAAGGAUAGUGGAGAUGACCACAAUGCCGAAGGACAGAAUGGUCGUGGGGGGUUUGGCGGCCGUGGUGGGGGGAGAGGUAGAGGACGUGGUGGCCCUAGUAGGGGAAGAGGUGGCAGUGUCGCUGGCCCCAAUGAUGACAAGGGCACACAGGUUUCGCGGCAGAAAAAGGAGGCCAACAAGGGGUCGAAUGCGAAUCAUAACCGCAAAGCGCAACGGGGAAAAAAGAUGGCCAGAGCAGGGUUUCCAAGUUAA
This is a messenger RNA of Plenodomus lingam JN3, 1986 nucleotides long. The record is from RefSeq and is a predicted model, not a curated record. NCBI's taxonomy places the organism in Eukaryota, Fungi, Ascomycota, Dothideomycetes, Pleosporales, Leptosphaeriaceae.